AUGUCUUCAUCUAGGCAGCUUCAUUCCAUUGAAGAAACCAUCAAGCAAAGUCUUGGGGAACUCAAGUUGAAGGAAGAAAAGCUGAAUCAGAAGGAAGAUGAUAUUAAACAAAGGUGUGAAGAGCUUGAACGUCGGGAGAAGGAAUUGGAGUUGACGGGAGAAUCACAGACAAGUCAGAAAGAGAUUAAUAGGAUACAAGAUUUCCUAAAAGAACUUGAGUUGGCUAAACUAGGGUUUGAGGAAGAGUUGAGAAAGCUUGACUUGCAAGAAAAGAAACUUUUGUUGAUGGCUCAAGAAAGGUUUGAACAUCAAGCAAGACUUCAAGAAAAAGAGAGAGAAUUCGAGGCAAAAGAGAAACGUUUUAAAGAAUUUGUGAAACAGUGUGGAUUCAGUGAAAAUUUUAAAAAACUUGAAAUACCAUUCACAAGGUCAAAGUCUAAAAUUCUGCAGCGCUGUAGUUUAAUCCAAAACCUUACUGAAAAAGAUUUUCGGCUUCAGGCAAUCAAACUUAUAUGUGAAUUCGACAUGGCUGACAAGUUCUCGCUACCAACUCUUCUCCAGGAUCACUUGAGGCAAGUAAAGAAAACCUUCAGGGAACGCAAACAUGGAGAUGAAUCUGUUCCAACUCAAAUUGUGGCUAUAACCAAAGAGAUUGCUGACCUGAAAGCUGUGAUUAAAUUGAUUCAACUUUACAAUCUUGGAGCUUAUUUCCCUCUUGGAAAGAUAGAGAAAAGUAUAAGGAAACGGGAGAAGAAGAAGGUUGAAAUGCAGAAUUUUGGACCACGUACAAGGUCUAAGUCUAAACUCUUGCAUCAGCCAAGUGAGGAAAACUCUGAUGCCAUCUCCAUUGAGAAAGAGACUCAGCCCCAGGAAUGUAGAAAUAAGCGUGCUCGGAUGGGUUAG
Messenger RNA from Durio zibethinus, 903 nucleotides. Lineage: Eukaryota; Viridiplantae; Streptophyta; Magnoliopsida; Malvales; Malvaceae. The record is from RefSeq and is a predicted model, not a curated record.